Blepharisma stoltei is the source of this 5712-nucleotide messenger RNA. The record is from the annotation of a GenBank genome assembly. Lineage: Eukaryota; Ciliophora; Heterotrichea; Heterotrichida; Blepharismidae.
AUGGCAAGACCAGAGCAUGUACAUUUAGAGUUUUUGCACUCUUUUGGAUCAGUUGCAUAUACCGAUAUUAAAAAUUCAGUCUGCCUUAGUGAUGAUGAUACAAAUUCGAUUAUUUAUCCAGCAGGAAGACAUAUUGCUGUAAGAAGCCUAGAAACAGAUGAUAUCAACUACAUAAGGGUAAUUUUUAUUUAGGAACCUGACAGAGUUACUAAAAUCACCGCAAUGGCUAUAACUAAAGAAAAGUCCAGGCGAUUUCUAGCAGUAGCAGAAUAUGUCCAGAUGGAAAACACCCCACUUGUCUCGAUUUUUGACCUGAAAAGUGGCGCAUACUUCAAAAGGAUGAGGCAGUUAGGGUUUCCAGACAUGUCUGCAGAAGAGUUCAAAUGUCUUGGCUUUUCAUCUGACUCAAGACUUAUUGUCGCUACUAGUGGGCCGCCUGACUAUAUUGGAAUUGUGUGGGACUGAUAUCGAGAUAAACUUAUAGGAAAAUAUGCAUUUGCUUCAAAAAUUGCAAGGAUAACUAUAAACCCAAAAGAUCCUUAUUUGCUCUGCACAACUGGGCCAAAUCAUUGAAAAACGUGGAAAAUUGAAGAAAAAUCGUUCAAGCCUCAGCCUCCGUUUUCUGGGAUGGACAGGACCCAGAAUUAUAUUGAUCAUGACUGGGUCGAUGAUGAUACAGUUGUCGCUGUUUCUGACAAUGGAGAAGCUUUUGUUGCAAGGGGGACUGAAUUAAUCCAAAUCAUUGAGUUUCCAUUUGGAAAAGCUAGCGAUGCUAUGCAGCCAUCAGCAUCAGCCACCAUCUCUUCCUUAUACUGCUAUGCAAAAGGGUUCUUUUUUGGAAGCAGCGAAGGGACCAUUUCUUUUUGGAAUCGUGUAGUCAUGCAUGAUUCUCCACAAGGAGAAGUUUUUGUAUUUGAUUUUGUAAGGUCAUGAAGCACUGGGAGAAGUUCUCAUAUAAACUCUUUAUCAUUAUCAAACAAUGAAGAAACCCUAGGAAUUUCUCAUAGUAAUAAUGAUAUUGGAACUUGCAAUGUUUCAAAAAUAUUCCAAGAGGACACUGAAGUAAAAGUGGAAAUAUUUUGCCAAGGGUUUCAUAGAGGACCUAUAACUGCAAUGGAUGUAGCAGUACAGAGACCAUUGCUGGUAACCUUAGAUUAGAUUAGAUUAGAUUAGAUUAAAGCUAUGCAUUUAUAGUCUCCACUUCCUGAGCACCAUGCGUUCCACGAUGAGCCGUGGGGUGUGCGUGCCACAGUUAACUUGAGAACGGAUCGAAACCCCCGGUUUCCCAGUAGAGGUAUUUUCCUUCCAUUUCUGAGUCAUGAGGACUUUGCCGGAAACUUCCAUUUCCUGCUCAAGCAACCAAAUAUACCAGCCCUGCUCAGCUUAGGCCAGAUCAUCCCAUAAGUAACCAUUCCUAUCUAACCUGCCUUACCUUUUUCCCCUGUCCAGUACCAAAGGAAAAGCUCAACAAUUACGCGACUAGGAACAAGCCAUGAAGUAGCCUUGGCAGGCAAGUCUCCCUACCUCUAUCGGACAUUACUUCUAGCUGGGCGGUGCUGGCAAAAAAGAUGCAAAAAAUUGCCUCUUGAUAAGAUCACUGGGACUCUUGCCUCUAGGCUAACCCAAAUUUUUGGGGAUGGACUUAAGGACACCUGCAACGGGGAGGACGGGUCGCUCCUCACCUGCCAUUUUAUGUAUACGACCAUUGCUAGUAACUUGUUCUCAAACUGAUGCUUCAGUUAGGAUAUGAAACUAUGUCACUUUUAAGUGUGAAGUAGCUAAAAGGCUUAGACAUGAUAAAGAUGCAGCUGGCUCUGAAGCUAUAAAUAGACCACUGCUAUCUGUUGCUUUUCAUCCAUCAGGCUAUUAUAUAGCUGUGGGAUUUGAAGACAAAGUCAGAAUUUUUCACUUGCUAUUUGAUGAUUUAAGGUUUUUCAGAGAAAUCAAUAUAAAAAACGCAACAUGUUUGCGAUUCAGCACAAGUGGGCACCUGCUAGCAGCUGUUUCUUCUAAGAUGGUAUAUAUAUACACUUCUUUUACUUUGGAGCAAGUUGAUAUGCUAAAAGCUCAUACCUCUGCAAUUCAAGACUUAGCAUGGUCUAAAAAUGACCAAAAAAUCGCAACUGUAGGAAUAGAUGGCGGAGUUUAUGUUUUCGAUAUGUAUACAGGACAAAAAGACCCAGAGCAUGUAUCAAGAAAUACUGACUUCCCCUUUAAAAGCGAAAAAAAUUGUUUACUCCCCCUCCCUCCGUGAGUGAACAAAACCAUUAGAAAAAUCGCCAUUUUUUGCCCAAAAACCCAUCCUCCGUGAGUGAAACAAAAAUUUUUUUAAUACAAAAAUAUUUUAUGGAAAAAAAAUUUUAAUAUAUAAAUGAUAAUUAGUAUAAUGAAAUCUAGAGCUAAUUCUGUUUAAUUUUGAACGAAUUGCAUUUAAAAACAUAAAUUUUAUAAAUUAAAUUUAUAUUUGCUUUCCAAUUUUUGCAAAUUAGGAUUUUUUUAAAUUUCGAAAAAAAAUAUUUUUUAUAAAAUUUUAUAUAUAAAUUUUUUAACAAAAAAAAUUAACCCCCCUCCAUGAGUGAAACAAAAAUUUUUUUGUUCACUCACGGAGGGGGGGGGAGUUAUAAUAAAAUUUUUAGUAUAUAUAUUUGUAUAAUAUUAAUAAUUAUUAUAACACAUUCUCUAUCUAAUUCUUUUAAAUUUAAAUAGCUUGCACUCUUAAGCAUAUUUUAUAUAUUAAAUUAAUUUUUUCUUUUCAAACUCAUAAAUUUGACAUUUUUUAUAGCUUAAAACAAUUUUUUUAUUGCACUUUGUUAAUAUUUGAGCGCAAGCAAACUUGCCUUACUGAUCAAAAUCAGUUUGCUAUUUAACUGCGAAAUAGCUGACUGGUCAUGAAAGUAGACGAGUUUACUGAUGUUCAAAUAUUAACAAAGCACAAUAUAUAAUAAUUUAAAAAUAAAUUUUUUAAAAAAAAUUAACCCCCUUAAUAGCAAGAAAAAAAUCCUAAAUCUUAAUGAAGGGAGUGAGUAUUCAUCUGUAGCUUUUAUCGAAAAUGAUAUGGUUGUUACUUGUGGGCUUGAAUCCCAACACUCAAUUAUAUUGGAGCAGAACUUUGGAGAUUGGAAAACCCACUCGUUCGGGCUGCGCCCCAAGCUUUCACAAAUUCAUUAUUUUAGAUCAUAUCAUGGGACGCCAUGUUUUAUAUCAGGUUGCUAUGCUGGAAAUGUACAAAUUUAUGGCCCUGGUCCUUCAAAUGCGUUUUUGGAAGAAUUAGUUGUGCACAAUGGGAGUGUUUUGAAGCUAUGCAGCUCUCAUGAUGGCAGAUACGUAUUUUCAGGAGGAGAAGACGGGGUUAUUUUCAUAUAUCACGUAAUAGAGCCCAGAGACCUACAGCCACAAAUGGAAAGAAUCCAAGUUGAUAAUAAAGAAAAAGAUGAUUUUCUAGUCAGAACCGUUGAUGAAAAACUAGCUGAUAUCGUUUUAAUCCCAAAAUCGCAGCUUGAAUGGUUCAAAGGACAACUGGAAACUAUCCGAGCUGAGAUGGAGAACAUAAGACAGAAAAGAGACUAUAAUAUCCAACAGCAAGAUUUGACUUUUGAAGAACAAAGAAAAGAGCUUGAAAAAGCGCUGCAUCAGGAAUAUAAAGUGCUAGAAUCAAAAUAUGAACAGAUAAGAGAUGAAAAGAUGAAAAAGGAAAGAGAGUGGGUGGAAAGAUUAGGAAACCUCGAAAGGGCUCACAAUAAUGCAAUUGAUACUGUAGAAACUCUUUAUGAAAAAAAGCUAACUUUAGAAGACGAAAAAUAUAGAAAAAUGGAAAAAGACAAAACUGAGCUGAAAUCUUAUUAUGAGGAACAGAUUUCUGUUUUACAAAAGCAAAAUGAUGAAGCAAUAGAACAUCUUGCUUCAGCUUUUAAAGACUCUUUGAAAAAAACACAGGAUGAUUAUGAAGAAACAAGGAAAACUGCUGAAGAUCUUAAAUUGAUUUAUGAAGAAAGACUAUCUCAGCAAGAAGACGAGCAUGAAGCUGAAAUCCAGGAAAUGAGAAAAAAUUAUGAGGCUAUGGUUGAAAAGCAAAGCAUUGAAAAUACAAGGGUUAGACGUGAAAAUGAAACCUUGACAAGUGAGCAACAAAUGUUUUCAGAAGAAAAAGAAGCAAUCAGGAUCAAAAACGAAAAGAAAAAAAGCACGAUUUCAGCCUUAGAUAAAUCAAUAGCUGAGCUCAAAGCACAUAAAGACCAACUUGAGGCUGAGAAAAAAGAAAAAGAAGAUUUAUUGGUGCAAAAAGAAAAUAAAAUCCAGGACUAUAAAAAUCAAGUAAAAGACCUGGAUAAGAAAAAGCACGUUCUAGACGCCAGAAAAAAAGAAAUUCUUGAUGAAAUCCAGCCAAAAGAUAAGGAAAUUGGAGAUCUGAAAGAAGAACUAAAGAAGCUGCACAAUGAUUGUGACAGAGAAAGAAAAAUAAAUACAGACUUAAAAAAGAAAAUAGGGGAAAAAGAAGAGCAAGUUGAUAAUUUAAGAGCAGAAGGCUCUGUGCUGCAAGGGCAAACUAAUGAUAGAGCCCAUGGCUUAAGAGCGAUUACAAAUGAUAUUUACGAUAUUGUAAAUAACGUUGAGCAAAAAGCCUGGAUUGAUGAAAUGAAAAAACUAUAUAUUAAAUAUGUCAAAAAUGAACUUGGGAAAGUUAGCAAAAAAGACCCAGAGUGCGUAGAAGAAAUGGAAGAGCAGCUAAGAUUUAUGUCGAAGUCAAUAAAUAUCAUGAAACAGUCACUCUCUCAGUCUCAUGGAAGGUCGAAAGCUGACAUGAGGAAGCGGACAAUUGAAAAUUCCACACUAAUUCAAGAGCUUCAUGACCUAAGGAAAACUAAAAAAUCAAAUGAACUCAUGAUAAAGCAGCUAGAAUAUAGACAUAAAGCUAUCCAGCAAGCCAUAACUGCAAGUGAAAGAAAAGAAGGGAAAAUGCAAGGGAAGCAGCCAAGUACUGCUCAGCUUCCAUCAAUAGCACCUCUUCCAAUCCCUCAGCCAAGAGCCAAAUCUGCUAAGUCGCGAUCGCUAACACAAACAGGAAAAUUAUACAAAGGCUCUCCAUUUGAAUCCAAACUUAUCAAUAAUCAAUAAAAUGGCCACAUUCGAAAGUUACCGAUCUGCUGUUGGCUCCACUCACUUUAUGAUUAUGAGGCUUGGCUUUACAUGGGAAUUCUAUCCUGGUCAAGACAGGUAAGUAACUUGAAGGGGAGUUAACAGCCCUUUGAUCUGCCCCUAGGAGCCUGAGAGGCCUGUGGUUUUUUUUACUUCCAUCAUGUGGCAGCGAAGGAGCCUUUAGUUACUGCAUAACGCCAAGGAAGACAGAAAUCGCUCACUCUUGAGCUGUAUAAGUCUGCAUCACCAUUACUAAGUGUGCACUGAAGAAGUGAAGCAUGUUGGCCUAGCGACCUGUAGGUCCGACAUCUGCAAAAAUGGUGGAAGCUUAGUACAGCUACCCCAUAGUGGAUUCUAAGCGAAACGUAACGCUUUAGAUUAAUUCUAAGUAAGUCAGAAUCCAAACUUAUCAACUUACAAGACAAGCAAAGAAUCAGCGAGCUCGCCAAAGAUCUUGAAGAGAAAAAAGAAGAAAACUUUUAUUUGAAAGUUGAAAUUAACCGAUUAAGAGAUAUGCUCUCACAAGAAGGAAGCCCAAAUGUUGAAGAGGCCAAUUUAAGAGAAUCUCUUGAUGCUUAA